Molecule: messenger RNA, 6686 nt
Organism: Planococcus citri (citrus mealybug)
Lineage: Eukaryota; Metazoa; Arthropoda; Insecta; Hemiptera; Pseudococcidae
Gene: dtn
Product: transmembrane protein 132C dtn
Exons: 11
Coding region: 616-4794 (1392 amino acids)
Source: RefSeq, a predicted model, not a curated record
UAUACCGAAUAACUUGGGCUAGAAUGGAAUGUCGUUUUUUGGAUACGCCGCCGCGACGAGAGGUGAAAUCGAACGGGAUUCACCAACAUUACGAAGGGUAUUUGGUUUGAACGUGGACGAAGGAAGGCAACGGAGGGAAAAGGAGUAAGGAUGGAUUGGAGGAUGAUGUAGAGGCGCGCGAGUGUAUUCUUGCUUGGCAGCGUGUUUCGUCGGUGGCUGAGAUCGUUAUACGAUGUAGUAGUUCACGCUAGAACCCGCGUAUUGUCGGCUGUUCAAAGUGGUGCCCGCGUUACGUUUAUUUUCUAUAUUCUGUGAAUACACACAAAACACACACGGCGGUCAAAGAUCUGGUGACAGUAAAAAUGAGAAAAGUAGAAAUCAAAUUCGUAUAUUUUGAUCGUCCGCCGAUUAUGAAACAUUUCAAAGAUGAGUUAUUAUUCGCCUCGUAUACCGAUCAUUUGUUCGACACGAUUACGUCGUUUUCGGUGAAAUAAUUUCGGCGGUCGAGUGUCGCGAUUUUGUGCGCCGAGUGUUGGUGUUUUUCUUUCUAUUUAGCCUUUCAUUAUUGUGAAAAUAUUAUCAAUUUUACCCGCUUAUCGAUGUGUCAGCUGUGAAAUGGAGCUUUCGAUGCUCUGGUGUUGUUUAUUUCUGAUAUUUGGGAUCCAUAUUCGAGGUUUCCAAUGCGUAAUAGACGUACAUUUUGAGAACAAAGAAGGCGGAUUUUUCUUGAAACACAGCGGCUCUUUUCGGCAACAACAACAACAGCAGCAGCUGCCGUUAAGCGAGUUAGAAGGUAUCAGCACGCCGUCAGGAGACAGCUCGGUACUUAGUAUCGAUAGAUUCACCGUGUUUCAAAAUUCACAUCCGAUCUCCGUGAGAGCUGUUUAUGGACCUUUUUCAACAAAGCAAACCGUACCGGCCAGGUACAUCGUACCUGAUCCGCCGCCACCUCCUCCGCCGUCGUCUUUUCUUACGGUAGUCACCGCAGCGAAUUCGUCGUCGAAUGGAAACGACGCUAAACCGCCGGAAUCUUCGCUGCCUUACGGGCAUCAUUUGGAAGUCAGCGCUCAUCUCGUUAAUCACGAGAUCGCCCGCGAUUCGCCGGUGCUUCGGGUUCUCUUCCAUAUGGCCGGCAUAGAUCGAUCGGUGAGAAAAUAUGGUAAACAACAUUCGGUCUGCGUUAUGCUCCAUGUAAGCUUUCCCGAUCAAUCGCCGUUGACGACGUCGUGCAGUCCUUCUCUGGAUGAUGGACAGUGCCUGGCCGAAGUAACGAUACCUACUCGAUGGUGGCCUCCGUUACCAAAUUUGGAUCAAAUGAAACCUUCGAAAUCGCCUCGUCGAGUUGCCCAAGUAUCGUACUACGUUCUCGAACCUAAAUCAGAUCACGUGUCAGAAGAUUCCGGCGAUUCGUCGUCAUCAUCGCGAUCCAGCUCAUCGUUGGAAAACUGUUCUCCUCAUUUGCAAAUCCAACCGUUGACCAAAAUCGCCGUUGUGCCGUUGGUUAACGCAAAGUCCGGAUAUAGAGAAAUGAAAACGGAUAAUUUGUUGUUCACUUUAGUACCGGUGGCGGCGGUUUAUCCGCAAUCGAAAAUUUUUGUUCCUGUUUAUAUCAGAUCUCAGCUUAAAGACGACGUCGUCGGGUUUAUUAUCAAAGCCCGAGCGAAAAGUGGUCUGAAAAUUGUGGACGCUCAUUGUCGUAUACCUGAAUACUGGAAUUUAAGCUUUACCGCCAAUUCGAAAAACACCGCCGCCACUGUUACAGUAGAACUGAAAGACAUUCCACUCUCCUUUUAUAAUAAUUCCGCUAAUUAUCCUGUAUUAGAGGAGAAUACGCGAAACGAAGACCGAUUGGAAGAAGUGUUUUCGUGGCUUCUGGAAGUCGAACAGGAAGCACAAGGCGAAGCUUGGAACGACGAAGCGCAUAUUGUAUGGAUUGUUCAUUAUAAAACUGCAUCCAGCCUUACGUCUUCGUAUCUAUCGAGUAUGGCCAAAAGCAAAUCCGCAUCCGCGUAUCCGAUUUCUGAUACCGAAUCUGCAUCUACGGCCGGCGCUGGCGCUGGAGCUGGAGCUGGAGCUGUCAGCAACGUCGUCGUACCCAAGAAAUAUAUUACAAAGUCUCAAAAACGUACGGAAAAAAUCAAGCAUAAGAUAACGGCUCGAUUUGAAAUACAUAAAGAUAUCACGCAAGCUGUACUGCCCGUUUCUAAAACAUGGGAAUUGAUAAAUACAGCGUUAUUGACCGGUAAACAAGUUUCUCAACCGAUGAAAAUAUUUGUGGUUAGUCAGUCUGGUAAAAUCGCCGAUGUCACUCGUCAGUCUACUUGUCACACCGAAGACGAUAGCGUUUUAAAGGUAACGUCUUCUUGUAGCUCGGUCUACGUAGAUGGAUCGGAAAUGCGCGGAUCUUCGAAUGCUACAAUUCUAGUCAAAUACGAAACGUUCACCGGUACCGCUAGUUUUCUCGUAUGGAUGCCUGAAAUAUCAGAACUCGAUAUCGCCGUCUCGGAUGUCAAACUGAGUCAAAUAUACGACUGGAUUGUACCGGAUAAUGUCCAAAGAUUUGGAAAAGUAAAAAGAUCUUUGAAAAAUACCUACGAUAAAUCGCCCGAAGAUGCGGAACAGAAAUGGCAAAAUAAGAAAUAUAACGGAAAUAUGAACUCGGUUUCAUCCGAAUACUCUUCGGAUACGAGUAAACACGGUUCUUCGUGUAAAUUGAAAUAUCAACAAGCUUCGAUCGAUGUGUAUUGUCGUUUCAAAGCUGUCGAUCACGAGACUGGAAGGAUGAGUUAUUUGAUCAAUCGGAAAACGUGGCUGAAAAUCACUGAUUUAGUCAUGCGUGGAUUAAGGAUCGCUGAUCCUCAAGUGGCCACUUUGCAAGGUCGAGUUGUCACCGGUCGUAAUGUUGGUCGAACCGAAGUACAGGUUGUUUCUCCUCUCACUGGACGUGUAUUAGGCGCGAAAGAAUUACGAGUAGUCAACGAUAAAGUUUCCAUAACGAAACUAUUAGUCAACGUUGUGUCAGGACUUCAAUUGAAUAUCGUUCCAGACAGCUCCGGCGAAAAUAUUUACAUUGCUGAAACUUCAAUAACGCGAAAAUUAUCCGCACAAUAUCAGGAGGGUUUAUUAGACAUCGAAGUGGAAUUUUCAGACGGCAGCGUGACGGCAAUCUCAGACGUUAGUGCGUCGGAUUAUUCAAUUUCAGUCGACUCGUUGAACCCUGAAGUGGUAGCAUUUGCGCCGAUGCUGACAUCUUUACAUCCGCGAGUAAUCGCCGUCGGCGAAGGCAAAGGGAACCUACUCAGGGUAUCGUUGGUUUUACCGGAUACCUGUCGUUUGGAAGCUCGUCUAAAAGAUUUCGUCUUGGUUACCGCCAGCGCUUUUAUCGAAGUCGACUUCUUCGACAACGAUUAUUCGCAGAAAUCACCGAUGUUUGUUCAAAACGACGGCGGCGGCGGUGCCGGAGCGUCAAAUGUGAAUAAUUUUUUCAUGAAUAAUAACAAAGAUAAGAAGAGGAAUGAUCUAGACCCGUCUUCCGAUUUACAGGACAUAAUUAGCGGAUUUUCACCUUCGAACGAUAUGAUCAAAGAGCCAGCCGUGCAAGCCAGGCAGCAUCAAAGCAAUAAAAACAAUUUAUAUCCUUCGGUCAGGCGUCACUCGCCGUCCCAUAUCGCGCCCAUGGAAAUGGGCAUGUAUAUAAUUCUAGCCACGUUUAGUUUCGCGAUUAUAGUGUUCGUAGUCUCGUGUAUCGUCUACGCUUCCAAGUAUAAACCUCAAAACGGCGAUUUCCAAGAUGAUCACAAUUCGUCGGAAGCUCCGUUCUUGUCGAACGGAUACAAACCUUUGAAUCAAGGAGCCAGUCAGUCGGCGGUCAAGUCGCAUUUAUCUCAGCUACGUGAACCGACCACUACUAACGUGCAUGAUUGGGUUUGGUUGGGCAGAGCUACUCUGGAACGAGCGUCAGGAUUACUGGUACCGUCCAUAUCGGUUAACGAUAAACUACGUAGAAAUAAAAACGAAAAUUGGAUUCGGAUCACGUCUAAUCCGACCUAUACGCCGGAGCCGAAUCCGGAUGCGGAUUUGAAUUCCGAUACUCAUGUAGCGAAUCAUCACGCUCCUGCUGAAUCACGACGUAUCGACUCGACUACCUACAAUAAGAAAUCUAAACCGAUUAAAGAAUCGCAAAAUCUCGUCAACGGAAAUCAAAGAUGUUUCCAUUUACCAUCAAUUCCUUGUCGUCCAGAUAGGAGGAAUAUCACCGAAGACUACAAACCACCUGUACCACCUCACCGCAACAUCGAACUAGCCGCAUCAAAACCCAUUGUAGCCGCCACCUCCAACGGCUGUAACAUCGUCGCCGCCAAUUCAAACGCAGUCGUAAACGUCGUCUCAGAAAACAGCCCUAGUAAUUUACCGCAUCGUCAUAAACAUCAUCAUCAUCACCACCAUCACCAUCAUCAUCACCAUCGGAACAAAUUGCAAUCCGAGGUGCCAUCGAACGCGUCUCCGUCAAACGUUUACGCCGUCGUCAAAAAAGAACACGCUAACGUCGCUAAAAACAAAGAACCAGACAAACAAGAAGUAUUAGACGAAGAUAGUCGUCUAAAGUUUGUCAAUUCGUCCGAAAAUUUAUCCGAAAUUAAGAAAGCCAAUAUCGUAGGUAAUCCUAUGUUUUCGCUGCAGAAUAAGGAAGAUGAAGAGGAUGACGGUUGUUUAGGUAUCGAAGACUUGAAUUUAGGUAUGGAUUAUCGUCAAAUAAUGGAAUACUUCGACAAUCUAAAAGAGUCCACCGCUUAAUUAUUACUCUCGUAUGUCGUCGCAUUUCAACAUUUUUCUCGAGUGGUUUGAAUCAUGGGGUGGAAUUAGAUGUUGUGGCAAGUUGGUUGUGAAUGUUCCCACAUAUCUUUUUUCAUAUUACGGAUAGUUGUUUAUCAUUUUUUUUUCUUUUUUUAACAAAAAAAAAAUAUACUCUCGCGUGCGUAGUACCAACGGCGUUGCUUCGUACGAUCAACACUUUAAUACAGAUUUUCAAUUAUUUUAUAUCUUUUCUUUUUGUAUAUACAUGUUUGAAACAUACUAAAUCAUUCAUAUAGCCUGUCGCUAUUUUCAUAUAUACAUACCAAUAUGAUAAAGUUACCGUGUAAACAUAUUUAAUUAAUCACGUACACUGUUUAAAAAUAUAGCAUCUCAUUCUUCUUCCAGGUAUACAUAAAACUAUAUAGUAGUAUUACGUAUACUGUCUUUUUAAAUUUAAGUCGAUACCGAUAUUGCAUCGUUGAAUUGAAAAUAUGAUCAAAGUUUAAAGCCCUUUUACGCCGAAUACCUACCUAAUUCAUUUUAAUCCGCUGUCAUAUAACGUCAAAAAAUAUCUUCAUGUGCCAUAUUAUUUUUAAAAAUAUACCUACGUAUGAUAAUUUUUAACUCGCUGAUCAGUUUCUACAUAUAUAAAGGUUUUAACAUUCCUGAAAAUAAUGUUCAUACUCAUACUAAUUCGCCUUUUAAGUAUUCUCAUCUUCCAUCGCAACUUUCACCUUUCGUUACGUUUAUAAAACGAUUUUAUUAUUUGCAUUUUGUGCCGAAUGUUCCUAUUCUUGUUUUAUUUUAACUGUUAAUUACAUUUUAAUUAAGAUACCUAUAUCGUAUAUUUAUGUAUUUUAUUAUUAUUUUUAAGCCUUCUUUUUCUCUUUCUCUCCCUUUUUUUUCUUUUUCUUCUUUUUUUUUUUACAAGGUUUAGUGUUGUCGUAGCGUUUUAUUCAAAGUCAAAUCUAACGUUAUCAUGAUUUUUUAAUGUACAGUUUUUGUUCGACUUGUACGAAGUAUUGCAGUAUUUGCGUGAAUUUUUACCAAAACCAAAUUGUAUGUAAUUGCGCUGCUAAAAAUGACAGUUACCGCGUGAAAAAAUUUUCACGACAGUCAAGUUGUAUUAUUUGAUAGAUUCUUAAGGUGCUCUUCGGUUGGAAAAUUGCCACACAAUAAAAUUAUCGCAAUAAGGAUAUUGAAAUUUAUAAUUUUAUCUUAUUACCUAUUUUAAGUAGUUCGAAUGAAUGCAUAUUUUGUAUUGUGUAUUUACAACUUGAUUAGCGUGAAGAUUUCAUCUUGGAUACUUCGAUGAGGAUCUUGGUAAUAUUCGUAUAAUAAUUUCUUUUCCUGGUUCUACAAGGUUUUCAUUUCUAUAAUUCUUUACGAAAGUUAUUAUCGUGUGUCCGAUUUUACUAUGAAAAUUAUAACAAUGUCAAUUGUAUGUUGUGCAUAAAUAAUAUCAAUUCGAGUAGGUAGAUGAUUUGUAGGCGAUGCUUUCUAUCGUAGAUUUUCUUUACGUAUAGGUUUUUUUUGGGUUUUAUUUAGAAUUUGUGAUAUUGGUAAAGAAAUGUAUUGUAAUUUUUAAUGCGAAAAAAUAAGCGAUAUUCGUUUUAAUACGUUAGAAGAUAUUGUAUAAAGUUUAAUAUUCCGCGUGUACGCUUAUGGAGAAACUAAGUACAUAAAAUUUGUAUUCGUGUGGAUGGCUCAAGUCGAAGAAUCAGUAAGUUAUACUAAAGAAAAUUUUAGGUAGAUUUUUGUCAUCAUUUUAUACACACAAAGCUUGUUUUAAUAUAGGAACCAAAUAAAAUUAUCUAGUCAUACUGUUAUCGCAUUUGUUGUAAUUUAUGAAUUUAUGUAAUAUCAUUUAAAUAUACAAAUUGAAUGGUUGA